UGUUUUGUAUUCUAUUUCAUGUAUUUCUUCUUUAUACCUCCUUCUCACUUCCUUUUCAGAAAUUAAUUUGAGCGACAGUAAUUUGCUUAUGCAAUCUGUAAUGGUACUUGACCCGGUCCGAGUUGAAGAAACCGCCGAUUCUACGGUUUUUCGAAAAAACCGGCCGAAUCAUCCGGUUCACGGCGGGUCAAAUGCAUGACCGAUCCAACUAUUGGCUCGAAUCGGUUCUACCACCGGUUCACGGUCUGACCGGUCCGACCGGUCGGUCCGAGCCAGAUUUCAAUACUAUGUAUUUAACCCUUAACCAAUGCCCCAGGAAUAUCGGAUAACAUUCUCCAUUAAUUAAUUUAUUUUUGAUUGGGUUAAUGUACAUCACGUGCACACAUGUGAACACUGCCUAACUUAAUUAGUUUAUCUUUCAUUGGGUUAGUAAAGUAUUUGAAUUAUCGGAGACUGUGCAUCACGUGCAGAGUACCACUGUUUAAAUUAAUUUAUGAUUAUGUUUCUGUUCUUAAGCAGUAAGCAUGCAUCUACUACAUAGUUUAUUCUAAAUCCAAACAUAGUUUCUCAAUUCCUAAAACCCAUCUCAUAGUUAAUCGCUUUUUAACUGAGUCAUGAAUUAAUCUCUUCGUAUUUCUGUUUUGUCUUUCAGAUAUUUGUUAUUUUCCCAUUCCAAUGGCAAACAAGAGAAAAAAAAAAACCAAAAACCAAAACUAAAAAAAUAGUGAUGGAAAGUUAUCUCAUAUAUUUUCUGCAUUUUCAAAGGUUGGAGUUUUUAGAGAUUUUAAGUUUCUGCUUUUGAAGCCAUUUUGCAUGAGUCUUGUUAGAUCGCAUCAUCUAAAGCACCAGUUGUUCCAGCAGAUCAUUUAGUUUCUUCUUUUGAAGCCAAUUUGCAUCAGUUUUGUAGAUUGCAUCAUCAAUAGCACAAGUUGUUCCGUUGUUGAUUCAUAAUCCAGCUGGUCCCAAAGAAGAGGAGAAGAAACGAAAAUCAAUGGAAAUUUUAAUUUCUGUUGUUGCGAAAAUAGCAGAAUAUACUAUUGUGCCUAUUGGACGUCAAGCAAGUUACUUGAUAUUCUACAAAGGUAACUUCAAGACGUUAAAGGAUCAUGUUGAAGACCUUGAGGCCGCAAGAGAAAGAAUGAUCCAUUCGGUUAAAAGAGAAAGGGGAAAUGGUAAAGAAAUUGAAAAAGAUGUUCUGAAUUGGUUGGAGAAAGUGAACGAGGUCAUUGAAAAGGCGAAUUGCCUUCAAAAUGACCCUCGCCGUUUCAAUGUUAGGUGCUCAGCAUCGUCGUUCCCUAACUUGGUUUUACGUCAUCAAUUAAGUAGGAAAGCCACAAAAAUUGCAAAAGAUGUUCUUCAAGUUCAAGGUAGAGGAAUUUUUUAUCAAGUUGGUUACCUUCCCCCUCUAGAUAUAGUAGCCUCCUCCUCAACAAUAGAUGGUGAAAUGUAUGACACAAGGGAGUCGCUUAAGGAGGACAUUUUGAAGGCUUUAGCGGAUCCUACUUCAUGCAACAUUGGGGUCUAUGGGUUGGGUGGUGUGGGGAAGACCAAUCUGGUGGACAAAGUUGCUCAAAUAGCCAAGGAACAUAAAUUGUUCGAUAAAGUGGUUAUGACACAAGUAUCGAAAAAUCCAGACAUCAAAAAAAUUCAAGGGGAGAUUGCAGAUUUCUUGAGUCUGCAAUUUGACGAGGAGAGUAAUCGUGGCAGAGCAGAACGCCUUAGACGAAGAAUCAAGAUGGAGAAAAGUAUCCUUAUCAUUCUAGAUAACAUAUGGACCAUACUUGAUUUGAAAGAAGUGGGGAUACCAGUUGGUAAUGAACAUAAUGGAUGCAAAUUGUUGAUGACAAGUAGAAAUCAAGAAGUGUUGCUGCAAAUGGAUGUUCCAAAGGAUUUCACUUUCAAAGUUGAACUUUUGAGUGAAAAUGAGUCAUGGAGCUUGUUUCAAUUUAUGGCAGGGGAUGUGGUUAAAGAUAGAACUUUGAAAGAUGUAGCAUAUCAAGUUGCCCAAAAAUGUGAAGGUUUGCCUCUUAGGGUAGUGACAGUAGCGCGUGCAAUGAAAAAUAAGAGGGAUGUUCAUUCAUGGAAAUAUGCAUUAAAGAAAUUGCAAAGUCAUGACUCAUUAGAUGCGUUAACUUAUUCUGCUUUGGAAUUGAGCUAUGACUCAUUGGAUAGUGAUGAAAUGAGGGACCUUUUCUUGCUUUUUUCUUUACUUCCAGGUAAUGAUGUACUGUACUUUCUGAAAAUUGCAAUGGGUCUAGACAUAUUAAAACAUGUUAAUACCGUUGAUGAUGCAAGAAAUAAACUUUACACAAUGAUCGAAUCUUUGGAGGCAACUUGUCUUUUGCUUGAAGUUAAAGUAGAUGGAAAGAUCCAAAUGCAUGACUUUGUUUGUGAGUUUGCUAUCUCCAUAGCAUGCAGGGACAAACAUGUAAUUCUAAUGAAACAACGGGAUGAGGAAUGGCCAACCAAUGCUUUUUUACAAAGGUGCACACAGAUUGUUUUAGAUUACUGUCAUAUGCACGACCUUCCUCAAACAAUUGAUUGUCCUAACAUUAAGUUUUUCUGUUUGGCUAGUGGGAAUCGUCCUUUAAAAAUCCCAGAUGAUUAUUUUGAGGGUAUGAGAAGCCUUAGAGUGCUAGAUUUAACAUGUCUGAACUUGUCUUCAUUACCCACUUCGUUUCAGUUCCUAACCGACCUUCAAACAUUGUGUUUAAAUUUCUGCGUUUUGGAAAAUAUGGAUGCAAUAGAAGCUUUACAAAAUUUAAAAAUACUUUGCCUCUGGAAUUCUUCAAUGAUCAAGUUGCCAAGACAAAUAGGGCAAUUGACUCAAUUGAGAAUGCUUGAUUUGAGAAGUUCAGGAAUAGAAGUAAUCCCACACAACAUUAUAUCAAGCUUGACUAAAUUGGAGGAGUUGUACAUGGGAAAUACCUCUAUUAAUUGGGAAGAUGUGAAUUCAACGGUUCAAAAUGAACAUGCUAGUAUUGCUGAGCUUCGAAAGCUACCCAACUUGAAAGCUCUAGAAUUACAAAUUCGUGAGACUUGGAUGUUACCAAGGGACUUGCGAUUGAUGUUUGAGAAGCUGGAAAGAUAUAAAAUAGCUAUUGGAGAUGUAUGGGACUGGUCUGACAUUGAGGAUGGAACCUUAAAAACAUUGAUGCUCAAACUUGGUACAAACAUACAUUUGGAGCAUGGAAUUAAAGCAUUGAUUAAAGGUGUUGAGAAUUUGUAUUUGGAUGAUGUAGAUGGAAUUCAAAAUGUGCUUCCUAACCUAAAUAGAGAAGGAUUUACAUUGCUGAAACAUCUCCACGUCCAAAAUAAUACUAACUUGAAUCACAUUGUUGACAAUAAAGAGAGAAAUCAAAUCCAUGCGUCCUUUCCCAUCUUGGAAACACUAGUACUUCUUAAUCUUAGAAACUUGGAGCAUAUAUGUCAUGGUCAACCUUCAGUUGCUUCUUUUGGAAGUCUCAGUGUUAUCAAAGUAAAAAAUUGCGUCCAGUUAAAGUAUCUUUUCUCCUUUACAAUGGUUAAAGGACUUUCUCACCUUUGUAAGAUUGAAGUUUGUGAGUGCAAUUCUUUGAAGGAGAUAGUGUUCAGAGAAAACAAUUCAAGUGCUAAUAAUGAUAUCACUGAUGAAAAAAUCGAGUUUCUUCAAUUGCGUUCUUUGACUUUAGAACAUUUGGAGACACUUGAUAAUUUCGCCUCUGAUUAUUUGACACAUCAUAGAAGUAAGGAAAAGUAUCAAGGUCUAGAGCCUUGUGCUUAUACUACACCAUUUUUUAAUAAUGCUCAGGUUGCAUUGCCUAAUUUGGAUGCCCUUAAAUUGAGCUCACUUCACAAUUUGAAUCAAAUUUGGGAUGACAAUUAUCAAUCUAUGUGCAACUUGACUAGCUUGAUUGUGGAUAAUUGUGUUGAAUUGAAGUAUUUAUUCUCCUCUACUAUGGUUGAAAGUUUUAUGAACCUCAAACAUCUUGAAAUAAGUAAUUGUCCUAUCAUGGAGGAGAUUAUAGCUAAAACAGAGAGAAAUAAUGCAGGAAAAAAGGUUAAUUUUUUGAAAUUAGAGAAAAUCAUACUGAAGGAUAUGGACAGCUUGAAGACAAUAUGGCAUUACCAAUUUGAAACAUCGAAGAUGUUGGAAGUGAACAAUUGUAAGAAAAUUGUGGUGGUUUUUCCUUCUUCAAUGCAAACUACAUAUAAUGAGCUUGAGAAGUUGGAGGUUACAAAUUGUGAUUCAGUUGAAGAGAUAUUUGAAUUGACUUUCAAUGAAAAUAACAGUGAAGAGGUUACAACACAUUUGAAAGAAGUUACUAUAGAUGGAUUGUGGAAUCUGAAAAAGAUAUGGAGUGGAGAUCCGGAAGGAAUUCUUAGUUUUCAAAAUCUAAUAAAUGUUCAAGUAGUAAAUUGUGAAAGCUUGGAGUAUUUAUUACCAUUCUCCGUAGCUACUCGUUGCUCACAUCUCAAGGAACUUGGUAUAAAAUGGUGUGGGAACAUGAAGCUAAUUGUUGGAGAGGAGAAAGAAUCUAGCAUGAAUGAAGAUCCCAUAUUUGAGUUUAAUCAACUAAGUACUUUAUUACUUUUUCACUCACCUAAACUCAAUGGUUUCUAUGCUGGAAAUCAUACUCUAGAAUGUUCAUCAUUGAGGAACAUUUAUGUUUUCAAAUGUACAAAGUUGAAUUUGUUCAGAACUCUAUCCAAUUUUCAUGAUGACAAACACUCUGUUUCAACGGAGCAACCACUUUUCUUUGAUGAAGAGGUGAUUCCAAACUUGGAGGAGUUGAGGAUGGAACAGGCGGAUGCUGACAUGAUAUUGAAAACCCAAAACCCAAGUUCCCUCUUUAGCAAAAUGACCAUUCUUGGUUUGGCUUGCUAUAACACGGAAGAGGCUACAUUUCCUUAUUGGUUUCUUGAAAAUGUGCAUACUCUUGAGUCACUAGUUGUUGAGUGGAGUUGCUUCAAGAAGAUAUUUCAAGAUAAAGGAGAAAUAAGUGAGAAGACUCAUCCACAUAUCAAAAGACUGACAUUGAAUCAAUUACCUAAACUUCAACAUAUAUGUGAGGAAGGAUCUCAAAUUGACCCAGUUCUUGAGUUCCUUGAAUGCUUAAAUGUUUCUAACUGUUCUAGUUUGAUAAAUUUGAUGCCUUCCUCGGUCACCCUUAAUCAUCUCACAAAGUUAGAGAUAACAGAAUGCAAUGGGCUAAAAUAUUUGAUCUCAACUCUUACUGCACGCAGUUUGGACAAGCUCACUGAGCUGAAGAUAAAAGAUUGUAAUUCACUUGAAGAAGUAGUUAAUGGAGUAGAAAAUGUUGACAUUGCUUUUAUUAGUUUACAAAUUUUGAUGUUGGAAUGUUUGCCAAGCCUCGUCAAGUUUUGCUCUAGUAAGUGUUCCAUGAAGUUUCCGUUGUUGGAGAAAGUAAUUGUGGGGGAAUGUCCUCGCAUGAAGAUUUUUUCUGCCGGAGACACAAGUACACCAAUUCUUCAAAAAGUUAAAAUUGCAGAAAAUGUUUCAGAAUGGCAUUGGAAGGGAAACCUAAACAAUACAAUAUACAACAUGUUCGAAGAUAAGGUGGGAUUUGGUAGUUUCAAGCAUUUAAAACUAUCUGAAUAUCCCGAGUUAAAAGAGUUGUGGUAUGGUCGACUUGAGCAUAAAGCAUUUAGGAGUUUGAAGUAUUUAGUGGUUCAUAAAUGUGAUUUUCUGUCUGAUGUGCUCUUUAAACCUAACGUGGUAGCAGUGCUGAUGCACCUGGAAGAAUUAGAUGUGGAGGAUUGUGAUUCAUUAGAAGCAGUUUUUGAUUCGAAAGAUGAAUUUGCCAAAGAAAUUGUUGUGCAAAAUUCUACUCAAUUGAAGAAAUUAAAACUAUCUAAUCUUCCAAAACUGAAGCAUGUAUGGAAAAAGGAUCCACAUUACACUAUGAAGUUUGAAAAUUUAAGUGAUGUAUCUGUUGUGGGAUGCAAUAGCUUGAUAAGCCUCUUUCCGCUCUCAGUGGCUAGAGAUAUGAUGCAACUUCAAAGUCUUCAAGUAAGUAAGUGUGGGAUUCAAGAAAUCGUGGCCAAGGAAGAAGGAACAUAUGAGAUGGUUAAAUUUGUGUUUCCUCAUUUGACUUCCAUUAACCUUGAGUACUUGACCAAACUUAAGGCAUUCUUUGUUGGGGUUCAUUCUCUUCAAUGUAAAUCAUUGAAAAAGAUCAAGUUGUUCGGAUGUCCAAAAAUAGAGCUAUUUAAGGCAGAGCCUUUGAGACACCAAGAAAGUUCCAAAAAUGAUGUGCUUAAUAUCUCAACGUAUCAACCUCUUUUUGUGAUUGAAGAGGUUGCAUUUCCUGAUUUGGAUGCCCUUAAAUUGAGCUCACUUCUCCAUUUGAAUCAAAUUUGGGAUGACAAUUAUCAACCAAUGUGCAACUUGACUAGCUUGAUUGUGGAUAAUUGUGUUGGAUUGAAGUAUUUAUUCUCCUCUACUUUGGUUGAAAGUUUUAUGAACCUCAAACAUCUUGAAAUAAGUAAUUGUCCUAUCAUGGAGGAGAUUAUAGCUAAAACAGAGAGAAAUAAUGCAGGAAAAAAGGUUAAUUUUUUGAAAUUAGAGAAAAUCAUACUGAAGGAUAUGGACAGCUUGAAGACAAUAUGGCAUUACCAAUUUGAAACAUCGAAGAUGUUGGAAGUGAACAAUUGUAAGAAAAUUGUGGUGGUUUUUCCUUCUUCAAUGCAAAAUACAUAUUAUGAGCUUGAGAAGUUGGAGGUUACAAAUUGUGCUUUAGUUGAAGAGAUAUUUGAAUUGACUUUCAAUCAAAAUAACAGUGAAGAGGUUAUGACACAAUUGAAAGAGGUUACUCUAGGUGGACUGUUCAAGUUGAAAAAGAUAUGGAGUGGAGAUCCUCAAGGAAUUCUUAGUUUUCAAAAUCUAAUAAAUGUACAAGUAAUAAGUUGUGCAAGCUUGGAGUAUUUAUUACCAUUCUCCGUAGCCACUCGUUGCUCACAUCUUAAGGAACUUGGUAUAAAAUGGUGUGGGAACAUGAAGGACAUUGUUGCAGAGGAGAAAGAAUCUAGAGUGAAUGCAGCUACCAUAUUUGAGUUUAAUCAGCUUAGUAUUUUAUCGCUUUUGGGCUUAUAUAAACUCAAUGGUUUCUAUGCUGGAAAUCAUACUCUAGCAUGCCCAUCUUUGAGGAAAAUUAGUGUCUCUAGAUGUACAAAGUUGAAAUUGUUCAGGACACUAUUUACAAGAAGCUCCAAUUUUCGAGAUGGCAAACACUCUGUUUUAACGGAACAACCGCUUUUCAUUGCCGAAGAGGUGAUUCCAAACUUGGAGGUGUUGAAGAUGGCACAGGCUGAUGCUGACUUGAUAUUGCAAACCCAAAACUCAAAUUCCCUCUUUAGUAAAAUGACUUUUAUUGGCUUGAGUGACUAUGACUGUGAAGAGGCAAGAUUUCCUUAUUGGUUUCUUGAAAAUGUGCAUACUCUUGAGUCACUACUUGUUGAGUGGAGUUGCUUCAAGAAGAUAUUUCAAGAUAAAGGAGAAAUAAGUGAGAAGACUCAUACACAAAUCAAAACACUGAUGUUGAAUGAAUUACCUAAACUUCAACAUAUAUGUGAGGAAGGAUCCCAAAUUGACCCAGUUCUUGAGUUCCUUGAAUACUUAGAUGUUGAUAGUUGUUCUAGUCUGACAAAUUUGAUGCCUUCCUCCGUCACCCUUAAUCAUCUGACAAAGUUGGAGAUAAUAAAAUGCAAUGGGCUAAAAUAUUUGAUCACAACUCCUACCGCACGAAGUUUGGACAAGCUCACUGUGCUGAAGAUAAAAGAUUGUAAUUCACUUGAUGAAGUAGUUACUGGAGUAGAAAAUGUUGACAUUGCUUUUAUGAGUUUACAAAUUUUGAUGUUGGAAUGUUUGCCAAGCCUCAUCAAGUUUUGCUCUGUCAAAUGUUUCAUGAAGUUUCCGUCGUUGGAGAAAGUAAUUGUGGGGGAAUGUCCUCGUAUGAAGAUUUUUUCUGCCGGAAACACAAGUACACCAAUUCUUCGAAAAGUUAAAAUUGCAGAAAUUGAUUCAGAAUGGCAUUGGAAGGGAAACUUAAACGAUACAAUAUACAACAUGUUUGAAGAUAAGGUGGGAUUUGGUAGUUUCAAGCAUUUAAAACUAUCUGAAUAUCCCGAGUUAAAAGAGUUGUGGUAUGGUCGACUUGAGAAUAACACAUUUAGGAGUUUGAAGUAUCUAGUGGUUCAUAAAUGUGAUUUUUUAUUCGAUGUUCUCUUUCAACCUAAUUUGCUAGAAGUGCUGAUGAACCUGGAAGAAUUAGAUGUGGAGGAUUGUAAUUCAUUAGAAGCUGUUUUUGAUUUGAAAGAUGAAUUUGCCAAAGAAAUUGUUGUGCAGAAUUCUUCUCAACUGAAGAAAUUAAAAUUAUCUAAUCUUCCAAAACUGAAGCAUGUAUGGAAAGAGGAUCCACAUUACACUAUGCGGUUUCAAAAUUUAAGUGAUGUAUCUGUGGUGGGAUGCAAAAACUUGAUAAACAUCUUUCCACUCUCAGUGGCUAAAGGUAUGUUGCAACUUCAAAGUCUUCGAGUAAGUAAAAGUGGCAUCCAAGAAAUUGUUGCCAAGGAAGAUGGAACAGAAGAGAUAGUUAAAUUUGUGUUUCCACAGUUAACAUCCAUUAUACUUAAACAUUUGCCAAAACUUAAGGCAUUCUUUGUUGGGGUCCAUUCUCUUCAAUGUAAAUCAUUGAAAACAAUCAAGUUGUUUCGAUGUCCAAAAAUAGAGCUAUUUAAGGAAGAACCUUUGAGACACCAAGAAAGCUCCAAAAAUGAUGAGCUGAAUAUCUCAAAAUAUCAACCUCUUUUUGUGAUUGAAGAGGUACUUGCCAAUGUGGAGAAUUUGAACUUGAACAACAAAGAUUUUGACAAGAUAUUGCAGACCCAAUAUGCUGGGGUUCAAUUCAACAACCUCAAACACAUUGCUGUGUGCGAAUUCUACAAUGAAGAAGCUAAUUUUCCGUAUUGGUUUCUGAAAAAUGUUCCUAAUUGUGAAAGCUUGUUGGUCCAGUGGAGUUUAUUCACAGAGAUAUUUCAAGGUGAACAAACCAUAAGAAUGGAAAAGGAAACUCAAAUUAGCCCGCAACUCAAACAGUUGAAAUUACUGCACCUAAGCAAGCUUCAAUGUAUAUGCAAAGAAGGAUUUCAAAUGGACCCAGUUCUACAGUUUCUUGAAAGCAUUUAUGUUUAUCAGUGUUCCAGUCUGACAAUGUUGGUUCCAUCUUCUGUUUCCUUUAGUUAUAUGACCUUUUUGGAGGUAACAAACUGCAAUGGGUUGAAAAAUUUGAUAACACACUCAACAGCAAAGAGUCUUGUCAAACUCGCAACAAUGAAGAUUAAAAUGUGUAAUUGGCUUGAGGAUAUAGUGAAUGGUAAAGAAGAUGAGACAAAUGAGAUUGAGUUUUGUAGUUUACAAACUCUAGAACUAACUUCUUUAGAAAGGCUCUCUCGAUUUUGCUCAUGCUCAUGCACCAUCAUGUUUCCGUUGUUGGAAGUUGUAGUUGUCAAAGAAUGUCCUCGAAUGGAACUUUUUUCGUUUGGAGUGACCAAAACAACAAAUCUUCAACAUGUACAAACUGAAGAAGAAAAGCAUUGGGUGGGUGACCUCAACGGAACCAUAAAGAAAAUGUUUGUUGAUAAGGUGGCAUUUGGUAGUUUCAAGCAUUUAAAACUAUCUGAAUAUCCCGAGCUAAAAGAAUUGUGGUAUGGUAAUCUUGAGCAUACCGCAUUUAGGAGUUUGAAGUAUCUAGUGGUUCAUAAAUGUGAUUUUUUAUCCGAUGUUCUCUUUCAACCUAACUUGCUAGAAGUGCUGAUGAACCUGGAAGAAUUAGAUGUGGAGAAUUGUAAUUCAUUAGAAGCAGUUUUUGAUUUGAAAGAUGAAUUUGCCAAAGAAAUUGUUGUGCAGAAUUCUACUCAAUUGAAGAAAUUAAAACUAUCUAAUCUUCCAAAACUGAAGCAUGUAUGGAAGGUGGAUCCACAUUACACUAUGAGGUUUCAAAAUUUAAGUGAUGUGUCUGUUGGGGAUUGCGAAAGCUUGAUAAGCCUCUUUCCACUCUCUGUGGCUAGAGAUAUGAAGCAGCUUCAAAGUCUUCGAGUUAGUAAAUGUGGGAUUCAAGAAAUUGUUGGCAAGGAAGAAGGAACAAAUGAGAUAGUUAAAUUUGUGUUUCCGCAGUUAACAUCCAUUACACUUCAUUGCUUGACCAAACUUAAGGCAUUCUUUGAUGGGGGUCAUUCUCUUCAAUGUAAAUCAUUGAAAACAAUCAAGUUGUUUCGAUGUCCAAAAAUAGAGCUAUUUAAGGCAGAGCCUUUGAGACACCAAAAAAGCUCAAGAAUUGAUGAGCUCAAUAUCUCUCAAUAUCAACCUCUUUUUGUAAUUGAAGAGUUUUUUCAACAGGUACUUGCCAAUGUGGAGAAUUUAAAUUUGAACAAUACAGAUUUUGGCAAGAUAUUGCAGAGCCAAUAUUCAGGGGUUCAAUUCAACAACAUCAAACACAUUACCGUUUGUGAGUUUUACACUGAAGAAGCAACUUUUCCAUAUUGGUUCUUGAAAGAUGUUCCUAAUUUAGAAACCUUGUUGGUCAAAUGGAGUUCCUUCACAGAGAUAUUCCAAGGUGAACAAAUCAUAGGAACAGAAAAGGAACCUGAAAUUAUCCCGCAGCUUAGAAAGUUGACACUAUGGAACCUGAGCAAGCUUCAAUGUAUAUGCAAAGAAGGAUUUCAAAUGGACCCAGUUCUACAGUUUCUUGAAAGCAUUUAUGUUUAUCAGUGUUCCAGUCUGACAAUGUUGGUUCCAUCUUCUGUUUCCUUUAGUUAUAUGACCUUUUUGGAGGUAACAAACUGCAAUGGGUUGAAAAAAUUGAUAACACACUCAACAGCAAAGAGUCUUGUCAAACUCACAACAAUGAAGAUUAAAAUGUGUAAUUGGCUUGAGGAUAUAGUGAACGGUAAAGAAGAUGAGACGAAUGAGAUUGUAUUUUGCAGUUUACAAACUCUAGAACUAAUUUCUUUACAAAGGCUAUGUCGAUUUAGUUCAUGCCCAUGUCCUAUUAAGUUUCCGUUGCUGAAAGUUGUAGUUGUCAAAGAAUGUCCUCGAAUGGAACUUUUUUCAUUGGGAGUUACCAACACAACAAAUCUUCAAAAUGUACAAACUGAUGAAGGAAAUCAUUGGGAGGGUGACCUCAACAGAACCAUAAAGAAAAUGUUUUGUGAUAAGGUUGCAUUUGGUAAAUUCAAGUACUUAGCCUUAUCUGACUAUCCUGAGCUAAAGGAUGUGUGGUAUGGCCAACUUCAUUGCAAUGUGUUCUGCAAUUUGAAACAUCUUGUCGUGGAAAGGUGUGAUUUUUUAUCACAUGUACUUUUUCCAUCAAAUGUAAUGCAAGUGCUACAGACAUUGGAAGAACUAGAAGUAAAAGAUUGCGAUUCAUUAGAAGCAGUGUUUGAUGUGAAAGGUAUGAAGUCACAAGAAAUAUUGAUAAAAGAAAACACUCAAUUGAAAAGAUUGACUUUGUCUACUUUACCCAAAUUGAAGCACAUAUGGAAUGAGGAUCCUCAUGAAAUUAUCAGCUUUGGAAACUUACACAAGGUGGAUGUUUCUAUGUGUCAAAGCUUGUUAUAUGUCUUUCCAUAUUCACUAUCCCCAGAUCUUGGACAUCUUGAAAUGCUUGAGAUAAGUUCUUGCAGAGUCAAGGAAAUUGUUGCAAUGGAAGAAACUGUAUCAAUGGAAAUUCAAUUUAAUUUCCCCCAAUUGAAAAUCAUGGCACUGCGUCUUUUGUCAAAUCUCAAGAGUUUCUAUCAAGGAAAGCAUACUUUAGAUUGCCCUUCAUUGAAGACUUUGAAUGUAUAUCGUUGUGAAGCAUUAAGAAUGUUUUCUUUCAACAAUUCAGACUUGCAACAACCUUACUCGGUUGAUCAACAACCCCUGUUUUGUAUUGAAAAGUUGAGCCCAAACCUGGAGGAAUUGGCAGUAAAUGGCAAAGAUAUGUUGGGGAUAUUGAAUGGUUAUUGUCAAGAAAAUAUCUUUCAUAAAGUCAAAUUUCUUCAUUUACAAUGCUUCGAUGAAACUCCAACUAUUCUUCUGAAUGAUUUCCAUACAAUAUUUCCUACUGUUGAAACAUUUCAAGUGCGUAAUAGUUCUUUUGAAACAUUGUUCCCCGCUAAAGGAGCCACAAGUUAUCUCAGUAUGCAAAUGUCAAAUCAAAUAAGAAAUUUGUGGCUUUUUGAAUUGGACAAGCUCAACCAUGUCUGGCAGGAAGACUUUCCAUUGGAUUAUCCUCUGUUACAAUAUCUUGAAGAGUUAUGUGUAGUGAAUUGUCCAAGUUUGAUAAGCUUGGUAUCAUCAUCGACAUCUUUCACAAAUUUAACCCAUUUAAAAGUGGACAACUGCAAAGAGUUGAUCUAUUUGAUAAAAAUUUCAACAGCUAAAAGUCUAGUUCAACUCAAAGCAUUAAACAUAACUAAUUGUGAGAAGAUGUUGGAUGUCGUAAAGAUUGACGAUGAUAAAGCAGAGGAAAACAUCGUAUUUGAAAACUUGGAAUACUUGGAAUUUACUUCGUUGUCAAAUUUGAGAAGCUUCUGCUAUGGGAAACAAACAUUCAUAUUCCCAUCUUUGCUCAGUUUCAUCGUUAAAGGAUGCCCUCAAAUGAAGAUCUUCUCAUCUGCACUCACAGUAGCACCGUGCCUCACAUCAAUUGAGGUGGAAGAAGAAAACAUGCGAUGGGAAGGUGAUCUUAACACAACUAUUGAACAAAUGUUCAUAGAAAAGGAAGUCCCACUUUCUAAUUAAUAUAUUGAAUGAUGAGACCAUCAUCUAUCCUCACAUUUGCAAGGAUGACGCACAGGCGCAAGAAACAUGUGAGAAGUAGUGCCAAGGAGCUAUUUAUAUUGGUGUUUGGAAGACUUUCUUUUAUUUUAUAUUUACGUUGUUAUUUGAUUAGCUUGCAUGUCAAGUACCUUGUAUUGGAAUUUUACUCUCAUUGCUCCGUUAGAUGACGUCGAGGGAUUCUUUUAUUAUGUUACCUAUUUGUUUAAUUACCAAAUUCAACCACGACAUUUUGGGGGGUGUUUCUACGUGUUUGAUGGAACACUCUUUUUAUUUCGAAAAAUUGAACAUUUCUAUAUGGACAAAUGAUAUGCAUGUUAUGUCCUAAAGCCUAUGUGCUAGUGUUUUGUGAAA
Medicago truncatula (barrel medic) is the source of this 13174-nucleotide messenger RNA. RefSeq lists its product as uncharacterized. NCBI's taxonomy places the organism in Eukaryota, Viridiplantae, Streptophyta, Magnoliopsida, Fabales, Fabaceae. Gene Ontology annotation, molecular function: ADP binding. The coding region runs from base 992 to 12784 and encodes 3930 amino acids. The transcript has 19 exons. The record is from RefSeq and is a predicted model, not a curated record.